Messenger RNA from Dermacentor andersoni, 3606 nucleotides. Its product is annotated as atrial natriuretic peptide receptor 1-like. The record is from RefSeq and is a predicted model, not a curated record. Lineage: Eukaryota; Metazoa; Arthropoda; Arachnida; Ixodida; Ixodidae. Gene Ontology annotation, biological process: receptor guanylyl cyclase signaling pathway; cGMP biosynthetic process; protein phosphorylation. Gene Ontology annotation, cellular component: plasma membrane. Gene Ontology annotation, molecular function: ATP binding; peptide receptor activity; protein kinase activity.
UACAUAUCUUUAUGAACACUAGAGCGUCUCUCUGUAAGCUUUAAUGGCUCAAUGACUUGGCUUCUUGGCCUAACACAGUCGUGGUCCUGCUGACUGGCGAGAAGGAGGUGCGCACAAUGCUGGAGCAUGCACAGGAUUUGGGCAUGACGUCAUCCGGCGAGUAUGCCUUCCUCUACCCGGAGCUCUUCCAGGGCGAGGCUGCUGGGAACAUGUCGUGGUCCAAGGGCGUCGAUGACCCGCAGCGGCGCGCGCGGCUUCGGGAGGCGUUCGAGUCACUGAUGAUUAUCAGCCUGAAUCAGCCAGUGUCGGACGAGUACAUGCGCUUCUCCAACGAGGUGAAGCACCGCGCACGCACGCAGUAUCGAUUUCCUCACUACAUGGAACGAGUGGUAAACUACUUCACGGCCAGCUUUCACGAUGCCGUAGUCAUGCUCUGCAAGGCCAUAAACGAAACCGUGACCAUUGGCCUCAACCCUCACGACGGAGAAAACCUGGUGAACAAAAUGCGAAACGCGAGCAUAAACGGGGUCUCGGGCCGAGUAGUAAUUGACAUGAACGGAGAUCGAGUCGCCGACUAUGCUCUCCUGGACCAAGUGGACCCUUCAACGGGACAUUUCGAUGUUGUACUACAAUAUUUCGGAGCCAACCAAAGCUACCAAGCGGUGAAUGCCAUUCACUGGCCAGGGAAGGGUCCACCAGUGGAUGUCCCAUUUUGCGGCUUUGACGGCAAGGAUCCAAAGUGCUUCAAAACUGAGGACUUUCCCUUUUUUGAAACUGUGAUCAUAUCUGCAUUGGUGUUCCUGGUUAUCAUGCUCAUCUGCGCAUUUCUCAUUUAUCGAAAAAUGCAGCUGGAAAGUGCCAUCGCCAACAUGUCAUGGCGCAUCAAGUGGGAGCAGAUCACCUUCACGCGCAACCAGCGGAGCAGCUGGAUGAUGAGCCGGCUGUCCAUCACUAGCGCGAUGUCCACUAGGAUGGGAAAAGGCUGGGUGCACUGGGCUCCAGAUCAGCGAGACAGCGCCUUCCUGGAAGCGGCCACCAAAGCCAACGAGCAACAGUUCAUCCUGACGGGAUCCUUCAAGGGUAUUGUCGUAUCCGUCAAAAGGCUACCUCACCAGAAAAGGAUAGAACUAACAAGAAACGUCCUCAUUGAACUCAAACAGAUGCGAGAAACGCAGCACGAAAACAUAGCGAGGUUCGUGGGAGCCUGUGUGGACAUGCCCAACAUUGCCAUCAUCACAGAGUAUUGUCCAAAGGGAAGCUUGCAGGAUGUUCUGCACAAUGACUCCCUUCGACUGGAAUGGCUGUUCCGGUACUCCCUAAUAAACGACAUUGUCAAGGGCAUGAGCUACCUGCACAGCAGCGAGAUCGGCACGCACGGCCGACUUCGCAGCUCCAACUGCCUGGUAGACAGCCACUUCGUGCUCAAGCUCACCGACUUCGGGCUGCCCAGCUUUCGCAAGGACGAGACUUACAGCCCAUUCGUCCCCGAGGGAUCCCAGAAGUUUUUAUGGAAGGCUCCAGAACUACUUCGGCUCAAGCUGUGUCCGUCGCUAGGAACACAAAAAGGCGACGUCUACAGUUUUGGAAUUAUCCUCCAAGAAAUUAUUCUCCGAGAGGAUGCCUUUUAUCCGCACUGCGAUCGCAUGGAAAACUCAGAUAUGCUGAUGCGUGUGAUGUCACUGGAAGAUCCGCCGUUUCGACCCGUGGUCGAAAAGGACUCUUGCAUUCCCGAGCUUCACCAACUGAUGACGCGAUGCUGGGCUGAGGAACCCGACGAUCGGCCCAGCUUCAACCAGAUCAAGGUCCACAUGCGCGUCAUCAAUCGGGGCUACCAUGGAGAAGUGAAUAUCAUGGACAACAUAAUGGCUCGCAUGGAGCAGUACGCCAACGAGCUGGAGGUUCUGGUAGAACAGAGGACGGCUGCGUUUCUAGAAGAGAAACGGAAAUCCGAGGAGCUUCUCUACGAAGUGCUACCAAGGUCUGUUGCGGAGCAAUUGAAGCGCGGUAAAGCUGUGAUUCCUGAACUGUACGACAGCGUCACAAUUUACUUCAGCGACAUAGUUGGUUUCACGUCCAUGUGUUCAUCCAGUACUCCGAUUCAGGUUGUAGAUUUUCUCAACGAUUUGUACACCUGUUUUGACGCCGUCAUCAGCGACUUCGACGUUUACAAGGUAGAAACCAUAGGGGACGCUUACAUGGUUGUGUCUGGGCUUCCAGAUCGCAAUGGCCACAACCACGCCCGGGAAGUGGCCCGCAUGGCGCUCAGUCUGCUGCGUGCCAUACGAAAUUUUCGCAUCAGGCACAGGCCUGACGACACGCUCAAGCUGAGGAUCGGCAUCCACACUGGUCCUUGCUGCGCUGGAGUUGUGGGACAGAAAAUGCCCCGUUACUGCCUCUUUGGAGACACCGUCAACACUGCGUCCAGGAUGGAAUCGAACGGCGAAGCGCUCCGCAUUCACGUCAGCCCCGAUACCAGGGUGGUCCUUGAGAGGUUCGGAACAUUUCACUUGGAACCACGAGGGGGCAUUGAGAUAAAGGGCAAAGGCGUGAUGCACACUUACUGGCUUCUCGGCGAGCACUCCAAGGAUCUGCGAGCCAUCGACGGUGUCAAGAAGGUCAUGAUUUGAGGCUCGCCGUCAUCGCUGUGCCAACUGGUGCUAGUCCUAGUGAUCUCCAACUGUCUGGCUUGUGCGUCCAUAUUGGCAGAUUCAACCAAAGCCCGGUGUGAUACCGUUGCCUGCCAGCGAAGGACCUGAGACGCAGACAUACCGGGAAUAACCGAGUUAUACGCCAUUUGUGCGCUGUCUUACUGGCACGUCAGGCAUUGUUCUGUGCCAUGAGUGUGCUGAGUUAUGCGCGAAACGUAGCUGUGUUGAAAUCAAGCUGAGAUUUGUAGACUGCCAUUGAGCUGUACCACGACGGCUUCGCACCUGCUGUGACGCUUGAUGACUGACCGAGACUUGACGCUUGUGCAAGCAUCUACUGUCCUGCUUGUGUAUUGUCGCCGGAAAGAUGCAUAGACGCCCAGAAAAGUAUACGGGACACGCAUUCCUCGACAAAUGUAAACCCCUGCUGUCAAUUUAAUGAAUAAGACUAUGUAGGUCUCAAAAACUCUGAAACUCUGAACUCUGAAACUCUGAAUUCGAGAUUAUGGGCUCAGGCUUCGCAGGUAUCCAGCUUUUUCGCAAAUCCCGUGUCGCGUAAGCCUUUGUGGGCGACUGCACAUGCUAUGUUUUGUGUAGUAUAUGACGUCGUACGCGCAGAGCAUCCCCAAGGACAAGGAUACUGCACCUCUAGCUAGGUCAUGUUUGAAGACCACAGCUGAUUUCAAAAACCCAUUGGGCCGCAUGUUCCUCACAAACACCGCAUUAUUAUACCUGCGCGCAAUAACUUGCCGCACUGGUACUAUCAUAAAAGAAUUGUGAGGUAGACCUUUCAUUGCCGUUACUUACGGCCCUCAAAAUAUAUUCACACAAAUUGUUUAUUCUUCAACAACUGCCCGUGCGCAUAAUGCUCAUUUUUGCUUCGGCGAUGUACCACACUCAUGCGACUUCAGAAUCACCCGUGCGCUCAUGUGAGAAAGAAGUAAAAAUCUGGCAGCGCCAA